Molecule: messenger RNA, 1437 nt
Organism: Bombina bombina (fire-bellied toad)
Lineage: Eukaryota; Metazoa; Chordata; Amphibia; Anura; Bombinatoridae
Product: gastrula zinc finger protein XlCGF26.1-like
Exons: 2
Biological process (GO): regulation of transcription by RNA polymerase II
Molecular function (GO): DNA-binding transcription factor activity, RNA polymerase II-specific; RNA polymerase II cis-regulatory region sequence-specific DNA binding
Source: RefSeq, a predicted model, not a curated record
AGGAUUCACACAGGGGAAAAGCCAUUCACAUGUACAGUGUGUGAAAAAAGUUUUACACAAAUAAGUAGUGUGAAAAUUCAUGAAAUGAUUCACACAGGGGAAAAGCCUUUCACAUGUACAGAGUGUGGAAAAAGUUUUACACGAAUAAGUAGUCUGAAAACUCAUGAAAGGAUUCACAAAGGAGAAAAGCCUUUCACAUGUACAGAGUGUGGAAAAAGUUUUACACAAAAGAAUGAUCUGAAAAGUCAUGAAAGGAUUCACACAGGAGAAAAGCCUUUCACAUGUACAGAGUGUGGAAAAAGUUUUACACAAAAGAAUGAUCUGAAAAAGCAUGAAAGGAUUCACACAGGGGAAAAGCCGUUCACAUGUACAGAGUGUGGAAAAAGUUUUGCCCAAAUGAGUCAUCUGAAAAAUCACUACAAAAUUCAUACAGGUGAGAAACCACACACAUGUACUGAGUGCGGCAAAUGUUUUACACAAAUGGAUAAUCUUAACACUCAUAAAAAUAUUCACACAGGAGAAAAGCCUUUCACAUGUACAGAGUGUGGAAAAAGUUUUACACAACAGAGUGAUCUGAAAAAGCAUGAAAGGAUUCACACAGGGGAAAAGCCAUUCACAUGUACAGUGUGUGAAAAAAGUUUUACACAAAUAAGUAGUGUGAAAAUUCAUGAAAUGAUUCACACAGGGGAAAAGCCUUUCACAUGUACAGAGUGUGGAAAAAGUUUUACACGAAUAAGUAGUCUGAAAACUCAUGAAAGGAUUCACAAAGGAGAAAAGCCUUUCACAUGUACAGAGUGUGGAAAAAGUUUUACAAAAAAGAAUGAUCUGAAAAGUCAUGAAAGGAUUCACACAGGAGAAAAGCCUUUCACAUGUACAGAGUGUGGAAAAAGUUUUACACAAAAGAAUGAUCUGAAAAAGCAUGAAAGGAUUCACACAGGGGAAAAGCCGUUCACAUGUACAGAGUGUGGAAAAAGUUUUGCCCAAAUGAGUCAUCUGAAAAGUCAUGAAAGGAUUCACACAGGAGAAAAGCUAUUCAGAUGUACAGAGUGUGGAAAAAGUUUUACAGAAAAGAGAGAUCUGAAAAGUCAUGAAAGGAUUCACACAGGAGAAAAGCCUUUCACAUGUACAGAAUGUGGAAAACGUUUUGCACACAUGAGUCAUCUGAAAAGCCAUGAAAGGAUUCACACAGGGGAAAAGCCGUUCACAUGUACAGAGUGUGGAAAAAGUUUUGCCCGAAUGGAUAGUCUGAAAAGUCAUGAAAGGAAUCACACAGGAGAAAAGCCUUUCACAUGUACAGAGUGUGGAAAAAGUUUUACACAAAAGAGUGAUCUGAAAAAGCAUGAAAGGAUUCACACAGGGGAAAAGCCUUUCACAUGUACAGAGUGUGGAAAAAGUUUUGCACACAUGAGUAAACGGAAAACUCAUGAAAGGAUUCAC